CUAUAAGUGAAGAGACUCCAGUGAGAGUGAAAAGAAGAAACUGUCACAGCUCUGCUUCACUUCAUACACACACUCACACACACUCACAGGCGCGUAUGCGCGCACACACACACACACACAUUGCUCUGGACUAAGGUUUACCUGCUCAGAGCGACACCCCGAGAGACUGCGUGGUUCCUGCCGGUCGACAUGGCGUCCUCCAACAGGCAGCUGACGUCCUUCUUCAUUGAAGACAUUCUGUCCAUGAGAGAAGAGAAGGGAGAAGAGAAGGGAGAAGAGACGAGGGGAAGUUCAGCUGAAAGUCAGAUCGACUCACGGUGCUGUAAAGACGGAGGAGAAAACCAGGACGCUCUCCUGAUAGCCGCGCUAGCCACAAGACCUGCUUCACCCGUCGACUCGUGUACGUCGGAAAGGACAAACUCACUGACAGAAGCGGCGACACACGCAGACGAGCCGAACCACACGCACACUCUGGCUCAGAAGCAGAAGCGCUCGCGCGCCGCCUUCACGCACCUGCAGGUGCUCGAGCUGGAGAAGAAGUUCAGCCGCCAGCGCUACCUGUCCGCACCGGAGCGCGCGCACCUGGCCAGCGCGCUGCGCCUCACCGAGACCCAGGUGAAGAUCUGGUUCCAGAACCGACGCUACAAAACCAAGCGGAGGCAGCAGCUGGAUUGUUACCGGAAGUCGGAGGGGAACGCUGCCGUCGCAGCCGCCGCCACGGUGGACGAGGACUUGCUCAGAGCGUCACUGCUCGCCACGAUGUACACGUGUUAUCCGUAUCGGCUGUGCGUGUACGAUCCACACAGACACGGCGCGUGGAGGCCGACGGUGUGGUGACAGGGACACGGGGGAGGCUUUAAAUUAAAACUGUUCAUGUAGCUAAUGUGUUUUAUUAUAUCUUGUACAGCUUUGUAUCCAUAAAUAAACAUAUGUUUUUUUAAGUAAUGUAUAUUUUUCAUACGCAAUACAUUUAUUAUUAUUAUUAGUAGUAGUAGUAGAAGUAGUAGUAGUAUAUUAUUAUUAUUAUUAUUAGUAGUAGUAGUAGUAGUAGUAGUAGUAGUAGUAUAUUAUUAUUAUUAUUAUUUAUUAGUAGUAGUAGUAGAAGUAGUAGUAGUAGUAUAUUAUUAUUUAUUUAUUUAUUUAUUUAUUUAUUUAUUAUUAUUAGUAGUAGUAGUAGUAGUAUAUUAUUUAUUUUUUAUUAUUAUUAUUAGUAGUAGUAGUAGUAGAAGUAGUAGUAGUAGAAGUAGUAGUAGUAGUAGUAUAUUUUUAUUUAUUUAUUUAUUUAUUAUUAUUAGUAGUAGUAGUAGUAGUAGUAGUAAUAGUAGUAUAUUAUUAUUAUUUAUUUAUUAUUAUUAUUAGUAGUAGUAGUAGUAGUAGUAGUAGUAGAAGUAGUAGUAGUAUAUUAUUAUUAUUAUUUAUUAGUAGUAGUAGUAGUAAUAGUAGUAGAAGUAGAAGUAGUAGUAUAUUAUUAUUAUUUUUAUUAUUAUUAUUAUUAUUAUUAUUAUUAUUAUUGACACAUAUUAUUAUGUGGCAAUAAUUAUUAUUAGAAAAAUUAUUCUAAUUGUGUAAAAGUACACAAAGACAUUUUAACACUUUUUCAAUAGAUUGGCUGGUUUCACCUCCUUAGAAGCACUUUGCUUACACACCUGGUGAAAGACUUUUUCUCUGAAAGGCGACGGGAUUUUAUUUUUUAUUUCUUUGCCAUAUCAUUCACCACUAUUACUAAUUGAGAUAUGGUUAGUGAUAUAAACAUAUAUAAACAUAAACAAGUAUAUAUGUAACUUAGAGAAUGUUGCAGUGUUCCAUUCUGUGCCAUUUAGCUGACUUGAGCCUUGAUUUUAAUUUUAACAUUGCUAGAUUUAGCACUGCGUUAUAUUGCCGCAUUCUUUAAUUCAGGUUUCCUUCAUGAACGCACAUUACACUACAACAUACACUGAAGCACUCAAAGAUUAUUAUUUAAAUAUUUCAUAAAAAAUGUAAAAUCAUUCAUU
This is a messenger RNA of Ictalurus furcatus (blue catfish), 1991 nucleotides long. RefSeq names its product NK3 homeobox 1 (gene nkx3-1). NCBI's taxonomy places the organism in Eukaryota, Metazoa, Chordata, Actinopteri, Siluriformes, Ictaluridae. The coding region runs from base 190 to 837 and encodes 215 amino acids. The record is from RefSeq and is a predicted model, not a curated record. The transcript is spliced from 2 exons. Gene Ontology annotation, cellular component: nucleus. Gene Ontology annotation, molecular function: RNA polymerase II cis-regulatory region sequence-specific DNA binding; DNA-binding transcription factor activity, RNA polymerase II-specific. Gene Ontology annotation, biological process: regulation of transcription by RNA polymerase II; cell differentiation.